Molecule: messenger RNA, 398 nt
Organism: Cyprinodon variegatus (sheepshead minnow)
Lineage: Eukaryota; Metazoa; Chordata; Actinopteri; Cyprinodontiformes; Cyprinodontidae
Product: transcriptional activator Myb-like
Exons: 3
Biological process (GO): regulation of DNA-templated transcription
Cellular component (GO): nucleus
Molecular function (GO): RNA polymerase II cis-regulatory region sequence-specific DNA binding; DNA-binding transcription factor activity, RNA polymerase II-specific
Source: RefSeq, a predicted model, not a curated record
ACAUGCUGCGGCGCCUGGUGAAGGACUGUGGCCCCAGCAGCUGGUCCACGGUGGCUCUGCACUUCAGGGGUCACAGGUCAGAGCUACAGUGUCAAAGACGCUGGGAGCAGCUGGUGAACCCGGAGCUGGUCAAAGGGCCGUGGAGUCAGGAGGAGGACCAACGGGUUCUGGAGCUGGUCCAGAAGUACGGCCUGAAGCGCUGGUCGCUCAUCGCCAAGCACCAUCACACCCGCAACGGGAAGCAGUGCCGCGAGCGUUGGCACAACCACCUGAACCCGGAGGUGAAGAAGGGCAGCUGGACUGCUGAGGAGGACCGGGUCAUCUGCCAGGCGCACAGAGUGCUGGGGAACCGCUGGGCCGACAUCUCCAAGCUUCUGCCUGGCAGGUUGGUGAACAGG